Episyrphus balteatus (marmalade hoverfly) is the source of this 1294-nucleotide messenger RNA. Its product is annotated as collagenase-like. The coding region runs from base 109 to 1257 and encodes 382 amino acids. The record is from RefSeq and is a predicted model, not a curated record. Gene Ontology annotation, molecular function: serine-type endopeptidase activity. The transcript is spliced from 2 exons. Gene Ontology annotation, biological process: proteolysis. NCBI's taxonomy places the organism in Eukaryota, Metazoa, Arthropoda, Insecta, Diptera, Syrphidae.
AAAUUAUAUUCAACGAUAUGCAGAUACGGUUUUUAUAUUUGCUGGAGUUAAUACAUUUAUGAUGAGAUAACCAGCACGAAAGUUCUGAAUAAUCGAGCCUAAAAUAGUAUGAAACUUCAGUUUUUUGCAACAUUUCUAGUUUUUGGUUUAACUCUGGUGACAUCCAAUAAUAGAGUAAGCUCUUAUAGACUUCUCACUAUCAAAAUUAUUGAAAAAUGUAUAUUGCAGGUAAAACGAAUUGUUAAUGGUCAAGAUGCUUCAAAAGCUGAAUAUCCACAUCCCUGGUUUGUUAUCCUCAAAAUUGGUGAAUACCUCAAAUGUGGUGGUUCCAUCAUUGACAAAUUUUGGGUCCUUACCGCUGCUCAUUGUGUUCAAAAACUGACAUCAUUAACUCUUUUAUUUGGCACUGAAUAUAACGACGAUUAUACUAUUUCAAUGACUGUCUAUGAGAAGAACUUUUUCAUACACCCAGAGUACAAUAAUGCGACACUUCAUAAUGAUGUGGCAUUGAUUAAACUGCCAUAUUCUUUGAAUUUUUCUGAAAAUGUUCUUCCCAUUAAACUUGUACCUGAUCAGAAUAACAGUUUUGAUGGAAAUCUUGCCUACAUCUAUGGGCAUGGUAUUACAGAUGAUUAUUAUCCAAGUGAUUUUUCAAAAAGUCUGCUAUACGCUCUUGUAACUGUUAUUUCUAACAAACAAUGUCAAGAUGAACUUAAGGACUAUGAGAUUGUCAAUUCGACUCUUUGUACAAAAGGUUUUGAAGGCAACUAUGCAAGCAUUUGUAAUGGCGAUUCAGGUGGACCAAUGGUAACAAAAUAUUCUGAUAAUGAAUUUAUUCAAAUUGGAAUAAAUUCAUUUGUGACAAUAGACAAUUGUAUGUUGGGCUUACCAUCAGGCUAUGCUCGAGUUUCUUCGUAUUUAGAAUUUAUUUAUAAAACAGCUCAAUUGAAUAUUGAUAAUAAUCCGCCAGAUGAUUCUGAGCGCUACUAUCAAGGUUUACUAUGUGGAACAUUACUAUUUUUAGUAAUACUUUGCAACCAUUUGGAAUAUCGAAAACAGAAGAGAAAAGUACCAUAUGAUCUUGUUGGAGAACCCAUCGAACAGACAUUCCCAAAAAAGGUUUUAACUUUUUUAUAUGAUGGUUCAACUAAAUUUUUACUUCAGACUAGUGUAUUUUUAUACAUGAUUUAUUUGGUGUAUGUGGUAUAUGGUGAAGAUUUUAUAAAUAUUGUGGAACCUUUGAUUUUAUUUAAAUAGUUAAAAAGAAAAAUAUAAGUUGAAUAAAACUACAAAA